GAGAGCGAGAAUGAGGGUGACACAACGAGGGUGACGUAUUGACACCAGCGUGGCGUAGUGGUUUGAGCGCUGGACUAUGACUCUGGAGUCCCGGGUUCGAUUCCCGGCUCCGGAAUAAAGACACCUGUGUUAUUCCGAUAAGGAAUUCAACAAAGGGAGGGGGGGUGUCGUGGAUGACGUAAUACCCGUCGCGUGACGGAAUGGCCGUUCUUUCCGUACGGAAGUGACGCUUCGGGGGCGGGGCUAGGCGUUCAGAGAAAGAACGAAAGCGGCAGCUGUGGGAGGGAGGGGGGCUGGGUCCGCCAUCUUGUUGUACGGCUGGAGCGCGGAGGGAAGAAGGAAGGAAGCAAGGAAGGGCUCUCUCUCUCCGGAGAUGGUGAUCUGCUGCGCGGCGCUGAACUGCUCCAACCGCCAGGGCAAGGCUUCCCGGGGCCCAGCGGCCGUCUCCUUCCACAGGUUUCCAUUAAAGGAUUCAAAGCGACUUAUCCAAUGGUUGAAAGCAGUUCAGAGAGACAACUGGACUCCCACCAAAUAUUCCUUUCUCUGCAGUGAGCACUUCACUAAAGACAGCUUUUCAAAACAGCUGGAAGACCAACAUCGACUGUUGAAACCCACAGCUGUGCCAACCAUUUUCCAGCUUUCAGAAAAAAGGGGAGAUAGCAGGGAUUAUGUCAAGAGGAGAAGAAAGAUAGCAAGCCAUACUCUACAAGGAGAUGGCAGUCAAGCAAAGGAAGGAAGCAGUGACUUAGUUGAGGGAACCGUAUCAUCUGACCAAGACUUGUUAGCAGACAGGAUUAAAAUGGAACAAGUCACUCUUCAAGCUGAAAUCGGGUCAAUGUCUGAGCAGGGAGACAACUUCCAGGUCCAACUUGAAGGUUCCCUUAGAAGGAUGUUGGCGGAUAAUUUAGUCACAAAAGUAACCCAAAAUAAACCAGAAAAGCAUUCUGUAGAUGAGUGUUCUGAAACAGUUAUCAGCCCAGGGAGUUUCAAAAUGGACAAGAGUGGGAUGUCGGAGGAUGACUUCACACCUUCAGUUUCUGGUGCUUGCAAAUUUAUUGGCUCCCUGCACUCUUACAGCUUUUUCUCCAAGCAUACCAGAGAGAGGUCGUCUUUGCCAAAGGAGCAAGUAGAAAGAAAACGGUUGAGGAGAAGUGUGGAACCACGCUAUAAUAGCAACACUGUGGAGCAGGACACUAAUUUAGCUGAAGCCGCUUCUACUUCCUCUCUUACGGCUAUACCCCAGAAACCUUCCCAAAGCAUUUCUGCAUCCCCUGCAGAUCUGACUCCGAAACCAGCAACAGAAGCUGUUGUUGGUGAAAAGGGAGAGACUGAUGCCAACCCCAUGUCAAUCAAUGAGGUCAUUAUGUCUGCCUCAGGAGCCUGCAAGCUCAUUGACUCCCUCCAUUCAUACUGUUUCUCCUCUAGGCAAAGCAAAAGUCAAGUGUGCUGUUUGAGAGAGCAGGUAGAGAAGAAGAAUGGCGAACUGAAGCAGCUGAGGCAAAAGAUCAGCCGCUCUGACAGCCAGGUGCGAAAAUUGAAGGAAAAACUAGAUGAACUGAAGAGGAUCAGUUUUCCGUUCCUGAGCAACUUACUGUCCCAGGACUGUGAAACUCCAGAGCUGAACCCAGUGAUUGAGCCUCUUUCCUGGAUGCUGGGCACCUGGCUGUCAGACCCUCCAGGAGAUGGUACCUUCCCAACAAUGAAGCCCUUUCAGUACCUUGAAGAAGUGCACAUCUCUCACGUGGGGCAGCCCAUGCUGAAUUUCUCAUUCAGCGCCUUCCAUCCAGACACCAGGAAGCCGAUGCACAGAGAAUGUGGAUUUAUCCGUAUCAAACCUGACACUAAUAAGGUGGCCUUUGUCAGUGCUCAGAACACAGGUAUAGUGGAGGUGGAGGAAGGAGAAGUAAAUGGGCAGGAGCUUUCUUUAGCUUCCCACUCAGUAGCAAGGAUCUCGUUUGCCAAGAAACCCUAUGCAGAGCAAAUUACUAGGAAAUUUAGGCUCAAUUCUGAUGGGAAGCUAGAACAGACGGUCUCCAUGGCAACCACUACCCAGCCCAUGAUGCAGCAUCUUCACAUCACCUACAAGAAAGUGACUCCUUAAAACAAAGGGAAGUUGUGUCUCCACCGAGGCAUUGAGGCCAAGAAAGAAACACCAUGUAGGGAGGACAGAAGCAGCUUGGAAGAAAAAAACACAGUGAAUUCACAUCUUCAUGACCCAGAUCAUACUUGACAGCAGAAACUACAGUGGCUGAAGGAGUCUCUUCUGAAGUUUCUAUAAUGCUAAAGCAAACUUAAAGCCAAUAAAAAAGGCCUUUAUUUUUAA
Messenger RNA from Sceloporus undulatus (fence lizard), 2323 nucleotides. It is a transcript of the gene THAP4, whose product is annotated as THAP domain containing 4. Bases 374 to 2101 code for a protein of 575 amino acids. Lineage: Eukaryota; Metazoa; Chordata; Lepidosauria; Squamata; Phrynosomatidae. The record is from RefSeq and is a predicted model, not a curated record. The transcript is spliced from 6 exons.